Messenger RNA from Eriocheir sinensis (Chinese mitten crab), 2763 nucleotides. RefSeq names its product leucine-rich repeat neuronal protein 1-like. The record is from RefSeq and is a predicted model, not a curated record. Gene Ontology annotation, cellular component: extracellular matrix. NCBI's taxonomy places the organism in Eukaryota, Metazoa, Arthropoda, Malacostraca, Decapoda, Varunidae. Bases 157 to 1593 code for a protein of 478 amino acids. Gene Ontology annotation, molecular function: protein binding. The transcript has 9 exons.
CACACAACAGGGCUACAAUAAGUGGCUGAUACACAUCCACUGAUAAGAUAAGCCAGUCAGCCUCAGGGCCCUGGCAAAGGAGGACAUUUGUUCAGUUUGGCAUCCUCCACUCCCCUCCACUCCCCUCCACACCUGAGUAAACAAAGCACACAGAAGAUGGGUGGUGGGGUGAGGCAGACACUACUGGUGGUGGUGGUGGUGGCGGUGAUGAUGGGGUCGUGUGAGGGCUUCAUGGAGUGGCUGUCUUGGGGCGUCGCAAAACAAGACCUGUGUGAAAGUCCGUGUCGCUGCCCUGAAGAUGUGGUGCUCGCAUCACAACGCGGGAUAGACUGUGUGGGCUGCAACCUGACCUACAUCUCCGAGGGUCUGGACAUCCCGAAGGUCUACCCGAGCAUCACCUUCUCCCGUAAUCACAUCAAGAGCCUCUCCCCCGACACCUUCAAGCCUUCGACAACUCUUGUUUCCCUCGACAUCUCCAACAACGAGCUCCAGAGCCUUCCGGGGAGUGUUUUCAAGCCCCUGCAGGUCCUCUCCAUCUUGGUUCUUAAUAAUAAUAACAUAUCUACAAUUGACGAAGAGGCUUUUGCAGGACUUGACAACCUCACCCAACUUGACCUGAGCUACAACAGAAUACAGAGGCUUCCCAAAGAGGUGUUUCAGGACCUCGAAAGCCUGGUGGAUCUCAACUUAGGGUUCAAUCCUAUAGGGGUCCUCAACGAGAGCCUCCUGGAACACACACCAAACCUCAAGACAAUAGACUUGAGCAAGCUGGGCCUCAAGUCCAUUCCAGCGAGCUUCUUUAUGGCCAACCUGACGAAGUUGGAGAGGGUGUCGCUGGCGUACAACCAGCUGCGUGUUGUCCCCAGCAAGACACUCAACACCCUCCGCUCCUCCCUCCUGCACCUGGACCUCUCGGGCAAUGCCUUCACUUCGCUGGGUGCCUACUCCUUCUACGGCCUUGAUAAGCUCCGCACACUCACCCUGGAGCAGAUGAUGAAGCUGAGGACCAUUGAUGCCUAUGCCUUCGGUGACCUGGCCGUCCUGGAUACACUGGUCAUGCGUUACCUGCCCUGGAUUGAGACCAUUGACCCUAAGGCUUUCCAUAGCGUAAAGAAUGGCAAGGAGUCCACCCUCGUCAUAUCAGACUUCACCUUCGCCUUCUCCUCCCUGCACACCCUGCCUGAGGACCUCCUACCUUGGGAUCAGCUUCACUACAUAUCGCUGGAGUUCAAUCACUGGCUCUGUGACUGCAACAUGCGCUGGGUCAAGAAUUCAACAGCUAUUAUGAGCAUAAACGGAAUGAGGAUGAUGUGUCUUGAGCCCCAGCGUCUUCGUGGUUAUAGAAUCGCCCAUGUGAAAGAUGAAGACCUCACCUGUGACAACCCAACACCUUCAACUCGAGGUGCCUUUGGGUUUCUGGUGGUGGUGAUGAUUGCUGGUCUGAGUGCCAGCCUGGCCACGAUAUCCCUCCUGGUGUACUGGCAGCGAGGGUGGGUGUGCCGCAGGCCGCCGGAGAGAGGAUACAGUACGAUUCAGCAGGGCGGCAGCACCAUCACCAUCAUGGAUGACAUCAACAACACCUCGGAGGCUUGAAAGUUGUCUCGGCAUAAUUUCCUUUGAUAAAACUGGCAGGGUGAGAUGGAGGGGAUGGGGGGUAGUGUAGGUUGAUGGUCCAAGCCUCACAGCCACAUAAGAGUAACGUAAGGACAAUGGCAUAUAUUAACUGUAGCCUAUAUUCUUUUGAUUGCUUCAGGUAUGCAUUUGACCCCCAAGAAAAGUAGUGUCCAUGUUAAAGUCCACUCCCUGAACCUGGCCUUAAGAAAAAUGUUAAGAAUAUUGCAUUUAAAGGAGUAUUUGCAGCACUGUUUUGGUCGAGAUGUCUAUUUUUGCAAACACAUUUCUUUAGUGGGUGCGGAGGGUGAGUGGUUGGCGUGGGAGCAGGGAUGUGUUUGUGAUGGAUGUAAAGUUCAGUGAGGGUGCAGAGAGAGUAAAAUAUGGUGGCAGUAUCUAUCCAUUUUUGUUCAUUUAUUUAAUUAUAUAUAUUUUUUUAGGAUAUGAGCACCAUUUUGUGACAGUGUUGCAGGCAGAAUGUGUUGUUUGUGAUGAAGAGAACAAUUUAUUUACUUAAGAACAUUGAAGGGCGGACCAUUUCCUUUUGUUACAAUUCCUUGGAGAGAAAAGUGUGACCAUGAAUGCACUGAAACCCUAUAUAAUACAUGUAUAUGUGUGUAUUAUUUAUUAAUUUGUAUAUACAGGGACAGACUACACCUCUAUGGUGCUUGCUUGCUUUUUUACACAAUAUAUAACUUGCAGGUGAAUGGACAGCAUUUGCAUUGAUGAAUUGAGACUUACUCAGUUUUGGAAUAACUAUUUGUCUGCUAUAUAUGCCUGGUAGUUAGGUACAUUUUCUGUUUUCACCUAACCAGGAAUAAACUUAAGUUAUUAUUACACCAGCUAUUGUUUUAUUGUAUUGUAAGCUGUAUGCUGCUUUAUUCCUUGAUUUUCUCUCUCUUUUUCUCAUCUACCCAGGAAAAAACUCAAUAUAAGGUCACACUGGCUGUAGUUUUUUUCACAAUCUCUUUUGCUGUUAUAUUUUGAUUUCUUAAUCCUCGUCUACCUAGGAAUCAACAUAAGAUACAACUAAACUACAAGGUUUUUUAUUUUAAUGUAUGCUGUGUGCCAAUGUGUUUAUGGCUAAGCUUUUGUAUAUCAUUAAGAAAGUUUCAUUUGUAAACAUGAAUAAUCAGUCACCAAUAACAGGAA